CAAGCUGAUAUUCGAAGAAGGCCGCCCUCCCGUGGGAAUGGAUGUGCGCCGUUCUUGAUCGCCCAGGUGUUUUUACAGCGCUGCUUCCCCGCCCGCAUUUCCGUUCCGUCCGUGGGGAGUUGGUGAUAUCGUCGUUUUUUGCGGUAGCACUGUGUAUCCAACCGUAGUUAUUGUGCUGCGACUCCUGUUGCUUUUGAAAGUUGCCUGCAGCCAACCAUGACCGAGUUAGCCGAGCCACACAUUGAGGUCGACACGGCCAACGACCAUGAUUCGGUGAUUUCGGACGACAUCUCAGCCUUCACCACUUCCAUCACGUCCAGCAUCCUCGACUAUCCCGUCGAGAACGGCCGCCGCUAUCAUGCCUUCCGAGCCGGCGUCUACUGCCUGCCCAACGAUGAGCUCGAGCAGGAUCGCCUCGACCUGUCGCAUGCCCUCAUGACCAAGGGCAUCGGCAACAAGCUGUUUCUCGCGCCCAUCGACACGGACAAGAUGCACCGCGUGCUCGACAUCGGCACCGGCACGGGUAUCUGGAGCAUGGCCAUGGGUGACGAGUACCCCAACGCCCAGAUCCUAGGCAAUGAUCUUAGUGCCAUCCAGCCUCCGUGGGUCCCCCCAAACGUCAAGUUUGAGAUUGACGACGUCGAAUGCCCUUGGGUGUACGAGGCGCCCUUCGACUUCAUCUUCUGCCGCUACAUGGCUGCUUGCAUCAAGGACUGGCCCACCCUCGUCCGGUCCGUUCACGACAACCUCACGCCCGGCGGCUGGGCUGAGUUUCAGGAUUUCGACCUGCAGUACUACUCGGAGGACGGGUCGCUCAAGGAAGGCUCCCACACGCUGACGUGGAUCAACACGCUGCUGGAGGCGGCCCGCAAGACGGGGCGUGAGCCAUCGCCCGGCCCGAGGCUCGAGGGCUGGGUGCGCGACGCCGGUUUCACCAACGUGACGCACCAGAGGUUUCGCUUCCCCAUCGGGCCCUGGGCCAAGGACCCGCAUCUGAAGGAGGUCGGCUUGUACAACAUCCAGCAGGUGCUGAGCGGGCUCGAGGCCUUCUCGCUGCGCCUGUUCUGCCACGUGCUGGGGUGGCCGAAGGACGAGGUGCUUGUGCUGCUUUCCAAAGUGCGGAACGAGCUGAAGAACCCGAACUUGCAUGCGCAGUUUGACUUUCACGUUGUAUACGGCCAGAAGAAGCAGGCGGAGUGAGAGCACAGAGAGCAGAGCUGGAGUAGGUGAUGAGGACAACAGUUGGAUAUACCCCGGGAAGAGAAGAAGACGGUCGAGGAUAUAUGCCAUGUACAUCCCUGUAUUCGAGAGGCGGUGUCACUCCCUUCAUCGCUGCCCGUGUACGUACCAGAUCUUCAACCGGGCUGUCAUUGCCUUUCGACUGUCAAUCCCAAAGCUGUCAUCUCCUCCGCAAGCGCCCGCGCCUCCUCAACAUCGAAGGUCUCCGUUCCGUCCUCGCCGACGUGCAGGCACGACGAAUGAAACCAGACCUCCUCCCCUCCUUCCAGACCCAAACCCUCCACCAGGGCCGUCAAAUUCUCCCUCCUCACCCCAC
Thermothielavioides terrestris NRRL 8126 is the source of this 1555-nucleotide messenger RNA. RefSeq lists its product as uncharacterized. The coding region runs from base 217 to 1200 and encodes 327 amino acids. NCBI's taxonomy places the organism in Eukaryota, Fungi, Ascomycota, Sordariomycetes, Sordariales, Chaetomiaceae. The record is from RefSeq and is a predicted model, not a curated record. Gene Ontology annotation, molecular function: methyltransferase activity. The transcript is spliced from 8 exons.